AUGGGAGGCCACUCAUCUGGCAAUGCGGCUUAUGAUGCCGCGCUACAAAGACGUCAGGCAUUGAUGGGAGCUAGUGGUGCAAGGGCUCUUGUCAAGAAUUGGAAAGUCGCCCGCAUCGCUGCCUUCGCCUGCAUUGGCGGUGUCUUGUACGGCUAUAACCAGGGCAUGUUCUCCGGUAUUCUCGCUAUGCCGUCGUUCGACAAGCAUAUGGACGGAUACACAAAGAACCCAACCCAAAAAGGCUGGCUGACAUCAAUUCUCGAGCUUGGCGCUUGGGUCGGUGCUAUCUUAUCCGGCUUCAUCGCUGAAGUUUGCUCCCGUAAAUACGGUGUGCUCAUUGCGACUGGUAUUUUCAUGCUCGGUGUUAUUGUCCAAAUUUCUUCUAUUUCUGGUGGCCACGAGGCAAUUCUUGGAGGAAGAUUCGUCACCGCUAACGUGAAGAACAGCGGUAUGGGUGUCGGAAGUCUUUCUAUGAUUGUCCCACUUUACAAUUCAGAAUGCGCACCACCUGAGGUUCGAGGUGCUCUUGUAGCUCUACAGCAGCUGGCCAUCACUUUUGGCAUCAUGAUCAGCUUUUGGAUUGAAGCCAGGAAGAUCCUCGCUGAUCUCCGAGACCUCCCUGAGAACCACGAGCUCAUCGAGUUGGAGUUCCUCGAGAUCAAAGCUCAGUCGCUAUUCGAGAAACGAAGCACAGCCGAGCUCUUCCCCCAUCUGAAGGAGCAGACCGCUUGGAACAUUUUCAAAUUGCAGUUCGUCGCCAUCAAGGCUCUUUUCCAGACCAAGGCCAUGUUUAAGCGAGUAAUCGUCGCAACUGUGACUAUGUUUUUUCAACAAUGGACAGGUAUCAACGCUAACAACCAGGUCCUCUACUAUGCUCCUCAGAUCUUCAGCCAAUUGGGCCUGAGUCAAACAACCACAAGCUUGCUUGCCACCGGUGUCGUUGGUGUGGUCAUGUUCAUUGCAACCAUUCCUGCCGUGCUAUGGAUUGAUCGUGUCGGCCGAAAGCCUGUCCUCAGCAUUGGUGCUAUCGGCAUGGGAACCUGCCAUCUCAUCAUUGCUGUCAUUCUUGCCAAGAACAUCGAUAGAUUUGAUCAGCAACCAGCUGCUGGUUGGGCCGCGGUGUGUAUGGUUUGGCUGUUUGUGGUCCACUUUGGAUACUCUUGGGGUCCUUGUGCAUGGAUUAUCAUAGCUGAAGUUUGGCCUCUGAGCACUCGGCCAUAUGGCGUAUCUCUCGGAGCUUCCAGCAACUGGAUGAACAACUUCAUUGUUGGACAAGUCACCCCAGACAUGCUGACAAGCAUCAACUAUGGCACAUACAUCUUGUUCGGCCUAUUGACCUACCUUGGCGCCGCAUUCAUCUGGUUCAUAGUCCCGGAGACGAAGCGUCUUUCUUUGGAAGAAAUGGACCUGGUGUUUGGCUCUGAAGGCACCGCUGCUGCGGAUUUCGAGAGGAUGGAAGAGAUCAACAACGAAAUCGGCUUGAGUGCAGUGCUGAACCGCGCCUCGCCUGGUGGAGGAUUCUCCAAGUCGGAUGACUUGGAGAAAAAGGAACUUGAUGCUGCUUCGGCCGAGCAACACUGA
Molecule: messenger RNA, 1581 nt
Organism: Colletotrichum lupini
Lineage: Eukaryota; Fungi; Ascomycota; Sordariomycetes; Glomerellales; Glomerellaceae
Product: quinate permease
Exons: 12
Coding region: 1-1581 (526 amino acids)
Biological process (GO): carbohydrate transport; transmembrane transport
Cellular component (GO): membrane
Molecular function (GO): carbohydrate:proton symporter activity
Source: RefSeq, a predicted model, not a curated record